Messenger RNA from Anolis carolinensis (green anole), 2842 nucleotides. It is a transcript of the gene rfx5, whose product is annotated as regulatory factor X5. Gene Ontology annotation, biological process: regulation of transcription by RNA polymerase II. Gene Ontology annotation, molecular function: RNA polymerase II cis-regulatory region sequence-specific DNA binding; DNA-binding transcription factor activity, RNA polymerase II-specific. Lineage: Eukaryota; Metazoa; Chordata; Lepidosauria; Squamata; Anolidae. The transcript has 9 exons. The record is from RefSeq and is a predicted model, not a curated record. The coding region runs from base 3 to 2012 and encodes 669 amino acids.
CCAUGGCGGACGAAAACAGCCUGGACUUGAAAAUUGAGGAAAACGAGAGUGACUGCUUCGAGGUGGAUCCGCAGAGCGGCGCUGCCGAGCCGAGCACGUUGCUGCAAAAAUUGAAAGGCGCCAUUUCGAAAUCUGUCCAGAACAAAGUCAACAGUAUCUUGCAAGAUGUCCAGAGGUUUUCGGACCACGCCAAACUCUAUCUCUACCUCCAGCUGCCUUCAGGCCCAAGUUCGGGAGAGAAAAGCUUGGACCUGACAUCCCUGAGUUCGGCCGAACACAUGCAUGCCUGCACUUGGAUUCAGAACCAUUUGGAAGAGUAUCCAGACACCUGCCUGCCCAAACAGGAUGUUUACGAUGCUUACAAGCGAUACUGCGACAACCUCUGCUGCCGAUCACUGAGCGCGGCGAAUUUCGGCAAGAUCAUGCGGGAGAUCUUUCCCAACAUCAAAGCAAGAAGGCUGGGUGGACGUGGGCAAUCAAAAUAUUGCUAUAGCGGGAUACGGAGAAAAACUGUGGUCAACAUGCCACCGCUUCCCAGCCUGGACCUGAAAGAAACAGAGAUGCCGGAAAGAACGGAGGUGGUCCAGUCCUACAAUGACGAGGUGAUGGAUGCAGCCUGUGCCCUGACCUGCGACUGGGCUGAGAAGAUCCUCAAGCGGUCCUUCAACAACAUUGUGGAAGUGGCCCAGUUUCUCAUCCAGCAGCACAUCAUCAGCUCCCGCUCAGCUCAUGCUGAUCUGGUCAUGGCCAUGGUGGUCUCAGAAACUUCAGAGAGCCACAGGGACAAACGCCCCCUGCAAACCAUGAAGACGAGCGAACCAGAGGUGCCGGAAAACGCAGCCAAGGCACAACCUCAGACAAAACUAGAAAACAGCCCCAAGCCCUCGGCGCCACCCUUGCAGAAUGAGGCGAAGAAGCCCACGGAGGCCCCUGCUAAGCCACCCAGCCGCCCACAGGUCAAUGUCACGGUGGUCCGUCGGCCGCCUCUGCUGCCCCGGGUGCAGGUCCACCCUGGGGACAGAUUGAUGGUGUCUUCUGGCGGGACGGCCAUGCACCUAUCCCCCCCUCUCUUGGCGCCAAAGCUGACUACUGCACCAGUCAGAGGAACCGUCAAAAUGGCCCUCUCCGUGGGCUCACCUUCCCCUAUGUUGCUGGCACCGGCAGUGAAUGGACCGGCCAGCCUGGUGGGCCCCCAGGGCGCCGUGCCGGUGAUCAACAUGAUGCCGGUGAUCAACGUGGCCGUGCCUCCUUCGGUCGCCGAGAUCCUGCCCAAGCCCAAGGUCACCUCUGGUGGCAGCGGGGUGAACGGCUGCGAGACCAGGAAGAGUCCCUGCGAGCCCCCCAAGGCCAAGCCUCCCUGCAAGCGUCCCCCGGAGACUUGUGGGGAAGCCACGGUGAAAAGGAAGCGUGGGCGGCCCCGGAAGAGGCCCGAUGAGCCAGAGCCUUCCUUGCCAGAGAAGAGGGACGAUGCUGAGAAGGAGGGCUCGGAUAUCAUCGUCGUAAGGGUUGGUUAUGAAGACCAAGCAGCCUCUCCGUCCCCCUGCAAGAAUCCGCCAGAAGAGAACCUUCCGGUGGAAGUGGCUCGUGGAGACGACCCCAAGCCUACGGCUGAUGUAAGCCCUUCAGUGGCCGGUGGCCACAUUGUAUGUCCGCCCUCAAAACCAGCCGUCUUGCCCACCAAGGUGAGCGUCAUCAAAGGCCGAGGGCCUCUUCCUCCCAUCUUGGUCAGGGAGACUGGAAGUGGUUUGCCAGAGCCCCUGCGACUGGGGAAAGAUAGUGGCCCCAAAGUCAUUGUGGGGAAGGAAUUGGAUGAACCGGAGCAGCACUGUCCAUUGGAUUUGGAGCUGCAGCCCACAGAUCUGUCCAUGGGCAAGGCGCGUUCGUUGUCUGCCAGGGAUACAGCACAAGGCUUGCGGGCCUCUGCCGUGCGUUUGCAUUGUGUUGGCACAGAACGAGAAACAGAGGCAGAAACUAUGAGUUCCUCGACAUCGACACAGGCCCCCAGCCGGUAACUCCCCUGCCCCCAAAUAUGAGUCCCGAUGCCACACUUUCCCUCCAGUUCGGCUGUUUUGCGGGUUCAAACUCGUGUGCCGAUGAUACCUUCAAAAUGACCAUCCAUCACACUUCAUCUCCUGACAUUGUGUGAGGUUGUGUCCCCGACAAGUUGCCCGUCUUCGUGACCGCCAACCAUAUCAUCCCCCCUGAAAAAUAUCAAAACCCGCCCCCAGAAGUUGACAUAUAGUUCCAGAUAUUUCAACAUUAGUUCUACCAACCACUGACUAUGACAGAGAUGGAGGAGAAAAGGCUUAAAAGAUGAGAUGUAACCAGAAAUGGGCAAGCUAAAGUUUUCCAAAGGAAUGAGAGAGAUAACAUCUUUGCCAAGAUUUUUUUUUUACACAAACCCCGUUCCCCAAAUCUUUCUGUAUCUGAACUUAUAGGAUGAAGAUAACAUGCUCCAAAAGUUGACAACAGAGGAUAAAUGUUGACAUUUUCUGUUUUGAGGGUGGGUCAUGAAGAAAUUAUUGGGUGCCACAUGGAAAUCCCCCCAUCCUUUUGUUUUGCUCUGAUGUUUAGAGACAAUAAUCUCACAGCCAACAUCCCAAAGAGGGGUUUAAUGUUUGUGUGUGUGUUUUUUUAAGGAAGCAUUUAUUUGAACGUCUACAUGCAUGACGUUGAGAAAUUGGGGUCGCCAUUGCUUCCUCGUUUAUUUGGAUGGGGGGAAAUUGCUCUUUUUCUCUUCUUCAUGCUCACUUUUAUAUCUAAUGUUUUGGUUAUAAAUACUUAAUAAGCACACAUGAUUCUUUUUUUUUUAAUUAAAAGCAGUCAUUAUGUGUCCCUGCAA